Messenger RNA from Fusarium oxysporum Fo47, 3723 nucleotides. Its product is annotated as P-loop containing nucleoside triphosphate hydrolase protein. The transcript is spliced from 11 exons. Gene Ontology annotation, molecular function: ATP binding; ABC-type transporter activity; ATP hydrolysis activity. The record is from RefSeq and is a predicted model, not a curated record. Gene Ontology annotation, biological process: transmembrane transport. Gene Ontology annotation, cellular component: membrane. The coding region runs from base 1 to 3723 and encodes 1240 amino acids. NCBI's taxonomy places the organism in Eukaryota, Fungi, Ascomycota, Sordariomycetes, Hypocreales, Nectriaceae.
AUGGCUGCAUCUAUCGAUCUCCGCCCGCACGGUGCACGAGACGCCAGAGAAAGCGAUGAACCUUCGACCUCUGAGGACAACUCAAGCGAGUCUUCGAGCUUCCGGGACUUCAUGAGAGUCUUUACAUUCGGCCAAACGACAGACUACGCUCUCGAAUCUAUCGCCAUCAUCGCCGCCAUCGCGUCCGGCAUCGCGCUAGCCAUAGUAAACCUUGUUGUCGGCCAGUUCAUUUCAUUGUUGAGCGACUCUCAUACAUCUGAGCCUGAUGGUUUCAUGUCCGCUGUCCAGAGAACCGCCCUCUACUUUGUUUACAUCGGCAUUGUGCGAUUCGCAUGUACCUACAUAUAUGCCUCCCUGUUCACGUUUGUCGGCCAACGUCUGACUCGCAAUAUUCGACACGAGUACCUCCGCGCCGCGUUCAGCCAGGAAAUCGGCUUCUUUGACCAGGUCCAAGAAUCUAUCUCCAUGCAAGCUACAUCCAACGGUAAAUUGAUACAAGCCGGGAUCGGCGAGAAGCUCGGCAUGCUUGUACAAGCCAUGGCCACCUUCAUCGCUGCCUUUGUGAUUGCUUUUAUCAGCCAGUGGAAGCUCACCUUGAUCAUCAUCGGCAUGGUACCUGUACUGCUGAUCGUCGUUGGAGGCGUUGCAGGCUUGGAUGCGCAGAUUGAAGCUGAUAUUCUCAAAAUCCAUGCCGAGGCAGGGAGCUAUGCCGAGACAACCCUGGCAGGGGUUCGCACCGUCCACGCUUUUGAUCUUCGGGGGAGGGUGGUUAGUCAAUACGAUUCUUUUCUCGAAAGCUCAUUCGGACUCGGUAUGAAGAAGAAUAGAAUCUACGGCGUCCUCUUUGGUGGCGAGUAUUUCAUCGUCCAUGCCGCCAUGGGGCUGGCGUUUUGGCAGGGUAUAGCGAUGGUCAACCGCGGAGAAGUUCCUGACCUUGGCACCGUUUUCACUGUUCUCUUUUCAGUCAUCAUCGGUACGAGUACAGUCAUGUCUAUCGCGCCGCAGAUGGUCAUGUUUGGCCGCGCUGCGACAGCGGCGACUGAACUCUUUAGGUUGAUUGACAGGCAGUCGGAAAUUGAUCCCUUCGAUGACUCGGGCGAAAGGCCUGACAGUCUUGUCGGUGACGUCGAGCUCCAAGACGUUUCCUUCAGGUAUCCUACGAGGCCAGAUGUCACCGUCCUUGAUAAGUUGAGUCUACAUGUUCCGGCAGGCAAGGUCACAGCCUUGGUUGGAACCAGCGGGUCAGGAAAAAGCACCGUCAUUGGCCUUUUGGAGCGCUGGUAUGACCCAACGGCUGGUAUCAUCAGACUGGAUGGCAAAGAUGUCAAGGACUUGAACUUGCACUGGCUCCGUACUAACGUCCGUCUUGUACAACAGGAGCCCGUUCUCUUCAAUGGCACAGUUUUUGAGAAUAUCGCGGACGGUCUCGUCGGAACACCAUGGGAGACAGCCUCGCACGAUGAGCAACGACAACGUGUUGAGGAUGCUGCUAAGCUCUCUUUUGCCCAUGACUUCAUCGUCGGCCUGUCACACGGUUAUGACACCAGAAUCGGAGAAAGAGGUGGCCUGCUCUCAGGUGGGCAGAAGCAGCGUGUUGCCAUCGCACGCAGUCUCGUAUCUGACCCGCAGGUGUUACUACUCGACGAAGCAACCAGUGCACUCGACCCUCACGCCGAAGGCAUUGUUCAGAAAGCCCUGAAUAGAGCAUCUCAGAAUCGGACAACUAUCGUUAUCGCCCAUAAGUUGGCCACCAUUCAGAACGCUGACCAGAUUGUCGUCAUUUCUUCGGGCCACGUCGUUGAGAAGGGUAGUCACGAUGAUCUACUCGAACUGAAAGGAGUGUAUUACAACCUCGUCAAGGCUCAAGAUCUAUCUCCAACUGAGACCCUACAGACCCCAGAGCGCUUCUCAGAGAAAGAACCAGCCCCAAACAGCACGCCUACGCUUGAUCUCCCACUAGCCAAGAUCAAAGCAGUCGAUGAGACCACCCUAGUAUCACUAAAGGAUCGACAAGACUUUGACACAUUCCAACAGCGUGGACUACUCGCUGCCCUUUUCCCUGCACAGGCCCUGCUUCUUGGCAACGUCCUCGACGUCUUCUCGUCCCCAGACAUGGUAUCACGAGGCAACUUCAUCUCUCUCAUGUUUCUUGUCAUUGCAAUCGGGUGCCUCAUCGGCUAUUUCUUGUUGGGAUGGUCUAGCAACAUGAUUGCACAGACCCUCGGGAGGAAGAUCCGAAAAGAGCUCUUAGAUUCCAUCCUUCGCCAGGACCUGCAGUUUUUCGACCGUUCUGAGAACACCGUCGGUGCUUUAACAAGUCGACUUGACUCAUACCCUCAAGCUGUCUUCGAGUUUAUGGGUUUCAACGUAGCACUCCUGCUCCUCGCCAUCAUUAACUUGACCGCCUGUAGCAUCCUGGCCAUCGUUGUCGCCUGGCGACUUGGCUUAGUUGGUGUUUUUGUUGGACUUCCUCCUAUGCUUUUAGCUGGGUGGGUGCGCAUAUGGCUCGAGAUUAGAAUGGAAAACGCCAUAGAUAGGUCAUCUUUGCAGAGCUCGUCAGUGGCAUCUGAGGCAGUCAUGGCGAUACGCACCGUCUCCUCUUUGGCGCUAGAGCGACGGGUGCUAGAUAAGUAUACACGAGAGCUGGACAUGGCUAUCUGGAACUCAGUCCCAUCCCUAUUUCAUAUGAUGGUUUGGUUCUCACUUACCCAGGCAAUUGAAUACUUCGUCCUUGCAUUGGGCUUCUGGUGGGGAUCGAAGCUCAUCAAUGACGGCCAUAUCAACUUCUAUCAAUUCAUCGUCUCUUUUAUGGGAGUCUAUUUCUCUGGACAGGCGGCAAGCCAGCUGUUUGUUUUUGCGGGCAAUUUCACCAAGGGUCACAUGGCCGCCAACUACUAUUUCUGGAUAUCUUCUCUCGAGCCAACGAUUCAGGAAACCGCCGACAACAGAGACAAGGGGCCAAAGGAUGGUUGCAAGUCUGUCAAGCUCAGUGAUGUUCAGUUUUCCUACCCUCUAGCACCACACAAUCAGGCCCUCAAGGGAGUUUCUCUCAAUAUUCAGUCUGGCGAGUUCGUCGCUUUUGUUGGACAAUCCGGAUGUGGCAAGAGCACAAUGAUCUCGCUAUUAGAGCGUUUCUACGACCCGACCACCGGAAGAAUCACUAUCGAUUCAUCUCCUCUCGACUCGAUCAACCCUCGCCUGUACCGCAAACAUAUUGCUCUCGUGCAGCAGGAACCGACAUUGUUUCCAGGUACUAUCCGCGACAACAUCUCACAGGGCAUCGAUACUACGGCGUCUGAUACAGAGAUUGAGGAGGCUUGCCGUUCUGCCAAUGCCUGGGAUUUCAUCGCCUCACUCCCCGAGGGCCUUAAUACUCGUUGCGGAACGGGCGGCAACCAGCUCUCCGGUGGUCAGCGGCAGAGAAUUGCAAUCGCGCGCGCUUUGAUCAGGAAGCCUGCAGUGAUACUGUUAGACGAGGCAACAAGCGCACUCGAUACUGAGUCUGAACGUGUCUUCCAAGCAGCCUUAUUAGACGCAGCAACAACGGGUAAUAGAAUCACCGUAGCUGUUGCCCACCGCCUUUCCACCAUUAGGGAAGCAAGCCACAUUUUCGUUUUCCACGAAGGACUGAUUAUUGAGAGUGGGAGUCAUGAAGACCUUGUUAAGCAAGGUGGAACAUAUGCCAAGAUGUGCGAAGCACAGAAGCUGGAUCAAGGAAUGUGA